This is a messenger RNA of Pygocentrus nattereri (red-bellied piranha), 3045 nucleotides long. It is a transcript of the gene tomm34, whose product is annotated as translocase of outer mitochondrial membrane 34. The record is from RefSeq and is a predicted model, not a curated record. The transcript is spliced from 7 exons. Gene Ontology annotation, molecular function: heat shock protein binding. NCBI's taxonomy places the organism in Eukaryota, Metazoa, Chordata, Actinopteri, Characiformes, Serrasalmidae. Gene Ontology annotation, cellular component: mitochondrion; cytosol. Bases 675 to 1586 code for a protein of 303 amino acids.
CAUGUCACCGCAGGGGCUCAGUAAGGUACCUUAGACUACAUUCGGGAUCUCUGUGUUCUCGGGAUUCCGCACUAGUCAGUCGGUGUUUCUGCUCCUGAAAUAGCGGCGGGAGGGAAACCGGAUCCGGCGAGCGGAGAACUGAAACUGAAACCUGACACCGAGUCCGGGGCUCACAGAGCCGGUCAGCGCGCUGAGCUUCACCGGGAACCCUGCGAACUCGCCGCUUUUCUAGAGUUUUCCUGAAUGAACUGGAGUGUGCAGAUCGGCGCCUUCUGCCCAGAGGGAGACUGAAAGGCAGGGUAGCGGUCUGUCGGCUGAAGUAUUGAAGUUAUUCAGUUAAUUCUGAGAAGUUCGGUUCCGGUUUCAAGCUAAAAGGCGCGGCACAGGAACCGCGGAGCCCGAAAAGCCGCUCGUUCCUUCGGUUUCACGUUAGCCACAUUCGCGCCGGCCCGCGGCUCGUUAGUGUUUAAACCAGUUUAUUUCUUAUACUUCCUCGCAUUUCUGCGGACCCUCAGGUAAGACUCUGUUACAGGUCCUCACUGCAGGUUUUAUUAGCGCUGUUCACUCGGCCCAGUGGACCGAACCUCCGUGGCUAAGCACCAUGUUAGCGUUAGCUCGUUAGCUUAGCCGCUAGCGCUAACCCUCCGCUCUCCGUCUCGUCCGAUCCAGAGAAAAUGCCCCAGAAGCGGCGCUCGCAGUCCUGGGCUGAGCUCAAACAGGCCGGCAACGAGCGCUUCAAGACCGGCCAGUACGGAGAGGCCGUGUCCCUCUACAGCCAAGCCAUCCACCUGCUGGAAAAGUCGGGUCAGAAGAAACCGGAGGAUCUGAGUAUUUUGUAUUCAAAUCGGGCAGCCAGUUACCUGAAGGAUGGAAACUGCAGUGAAUGCAUUAAGGAUUGCUCAGUGUCCCUGGAGCUGGUGCCGUUUGGGAUUAAAUCCUUGCUCCGCCGCGCUGCAGCUUAUGAGGCUAUUGAGAGAUACAGACAAGCCUACGUUGACUAUAAAACAGUACUGCAGAUCGACUGCAAUGUACAGGCAGCUCACGACGGCACCAACAGAAUGACGAAGGCUCUGACCGACAUGGAUGGACCAGCUUGGCGUGAGAAGCUCCCUCCGAUCCCCACUGUUCCCUUGGAAGUGAAGGAGAAACUACUGCAAGCUGCGAGCUCAGCGCCCCCUGCCCAGCAGAACGGCAUCAAGGAAAACAGCAGUCAAAUAGUUGGUGACGUCAAAAAGGCCAGGCUUCUGAAGGAGGAGGGUAACGCUCUCGUGAAGAAAGGAGAGCACAAGAAGGCAGUCGAGAAAUACACACAGUCUCUCGGUCAGGACCCCACUGAGGUCACAACGUAUACAAACAGGGCUCUGUGCUACCUGUCUCUAAAGAUGUACAAGGAAGCUGUGAAGGACUGUGAAGAGGCUCUUCGACUGGACUCGGCUAACAUUAAAGCUCUGUACAGACGCGCACAGGCGUACAAGGAGCUGAAAGACAAGAAGGCCUGUGUUCAGGAUCUGAACAGCCUGCUGAAGAUCGAGCCAAAGAACACAGCCGCACAGAAGCUACUGCAGGAAGUACAGAAGAUGAAAUAACAUUUUUUUUUGUAAGGCUCCCACAGACAUGAGGAAUGCAAUCCCUUGAGUGCCUCAAGUUGAUCUGCCUCUGAAAGCUGCUCCCCCCCAUUGAAACACUCCUUUCAUGGAGGUGGAUGUUUUGUCUUGGAAACUGGUAUAGAGUUAUAACGUAACAUCAUAAAAUGGCCAAAUGUCUUGUUACGUCCUUCCCAUCCAGUGAUAAAGUGCAUGAGGGUCAACAGAGUGCAUCAGCAUACAUACAUGCACCAACUCUGAUACCAAUGCAGCAAAAUGCUUUGACAAAAAUUUACAUACAUUCUUCUAGUAUUGAUCGGUGACGGACUGACUACCCUAUUCCAGUUUCUUUGUGCAAAUGACAAAUGGGUUUGUUAUUAUUAAUGUACUGUUUUUCAUUACACUGCACUGGUUUGUACUUUUUGUACUUUUAUCAGGGUAUAGAUGUUUAUUUUGACAGUUUGUUCUUGCUAGGUGAUGUAAAAUCCACAUCUUGAUCGAGUAUUAAUUAAUGCAGAUAAUAGGGCCUCAUUAAUAAAAUCCCAAAAUUCAAAACUCUGAUGCUCACACCUUUUAUUUUAGCCAAUAAUGCAUAUUAAACCUGAAUGUACUUGUUCGUUUGUGGACUGUUAUACGUCCUAUAGAAAUGCUUACCGCAAAUUAUGACAUUAUAACACAAACUCAUAACUCAAUAUUAAGGUGGUGGCGCUUCUAGUGAUUCUAAGGAUCAACCAAAUGCAUGCAGAGCUCCUGAAUGGGUACCACUUUAGAAUGAGACGAAGACUACAUUUAUGAAGGGUUUUUGAAUGGUUUAAAAUAAGUUAAUUAACAGGUAUUGUUUAGGUCAUAAACACCUUUGAAAUCAUGAAUAAGCUCACAGUUUAAUGCUCAAAAGUUCAAGAUCAAAAUCUGAGGUUUAACCGUAUAAAUGAAUGUGGUUUCACUAUUUAGACAGACAUCAGGUCAAUGUUGCCCUUCAGACGGGUCAAAAUGAGUUUACUAAUGGUUAUUAAUUACGUCAUGCACACCUUAUAAUCAUCAAUCAACAGUUAUAACACAAAGAAAAAGGGCUAUUUAUUGCUUAGUAGUGAACCCACAUUCAUUUAUACUGUUAAAGUUCAGAUUUUGAUGCUUAUUGAUGUUAAUCCAUCAGUCAGCCUUAAACUGAUGGCUUCGUCACGCAUUCAUAUCCAUCAGAUGUAUGAGCUCACCUUCUUAUUACUGUGAUAACUGCUUAUAAAUGAUUUGUUGAGUGUUUAUGAUCUAAGUAAUAACCAUUAAUAAACACAUUUUAAACCAUUCACUUAUUCUAUAGUGGUGCCCCUGAAUAAUGGUCAUUUCGUAAGGAAUGGGUAUUUAUUUCAAUUCCGCUAUGUGUUUAAAUCAUUUUAGAGUUUCCUGUAUUCUACAUAUUCAUGUAUGACGAAAUACUUGGACAAUAAAGAAACUGGUGUUGCUUUGA